AUCGGCUCCGCCGGGCACGCGCUUAGGAUGAUGUCUACGCAGGAGACUCGCUAGGUUUUCAAACACAGCCGCAUACUGUCUAUUUCCUGGUUACUUCGCAAGGAUGAAUGUGGGCGUUGCUCACAGCGAGGUGAACCCAAACACUCGGGUGAUGAACAGCCGGGGCAUCUGGCUGGCCUACCUGCUGCUCACCACUGCCCUGCAUGUGGUCCUGCUCAGCAUCCCUUUCCUCAGUGUGCCUGUGGUGUGGACGCUCACCAACGUCAUACACAACCUGGCGAUGUACCUGUUUUUACAUACCGUCAAAGGCACACCAUUUGAGACGCCGGACCAAGGCAAGGCACGUCUGCUCACUCACUGGGAACAGAUGGACUAUGGCAUUCAGUUUACAGCGUCAAGAAAGUUCCUCACCAUCUUACCUAUUGUACUGUACAUCUUGGCCAGCUUCUACACCAAAUAUGAUACAACUCACUUCAUAGUCAACACAGGCUCACUACUAAGUGUCCUCCUACCCAAGCUGCCUCAGUUUCAUGGAGUGCGUCUGUUUGGUAUAAAUAAAUACUGAUAUGGAUGGGAUGUAGCAUCAUGGAGAUGAGAUGAAAUGACUGAAAUUCCUUUAUUCUCCAUAUGAUGCUUCCUUGGUCCAAAGUCGUAAGGCCUUAAGGAACCAAAACUGCACUGGACUGAAGUACACUAUUUAAAAAAAGCCUUCUAUGCUCAGGUUUAUUCAAUCUGUGGUGUUUCUUUUUUUAAAUCCUGUCUUAUGUCUGUAAUUUCUCGUCAUCAUAAUCUCUAGAUCUCCAUCAUAAUUUCUAGAUUCAUCACAUUCAAGGAUGUUUUUGAAUGCAUUACAUCAGAAAAUGUGCCAGUUAGUUCUGAAUUAUAAUAUUCAGAGAGUUUUUGUCAGUGUUCUAGUAUAUAUACAACAUGGACAACUGCAGUAAAUAAGUUAUGUUGAAUUAUUAGAGAAACUGAUUUAGAUUUUAUUUUUAACUGCAUUUCUCAUUUCAUUUCCCUGAAAAAUGCAAAACAAUAAUCUGUGUCAAUGUAUGAAUGUGAAAUGAUAAACAAUCUUAAAGUGCUC
This is a messenger RNA of Carassius auratus (goldfish), 1084 nucleotides long. RefSeq names its product ORM1-like protein 2. The transcript is spliced from 4 exons. Lineage: Eukaryota; Metazoa; Chordata; Actinopteri; Cypriniformes; Cyprinidae. Bases 104 to 565 code for a protein of 153 amino acids. Gene Ontology annotation, cellular component: endoplasmic reticulum membrane. The record is from RefSeq and is a predicted model, not a curated record.